CGGAAGUUGAGACCACCUUCAGCUGCGCCCCAGCAGCGUAAGGUCACGGCGGGAAUUAAAGGGUGGCCGAGUGAGUCAGUUCCGAAGGCUCGAAACUGCGGGCGCGCGAGGUGUGCGGGGCCUGGGGUGGGAGUCCCGUGCCGGAAAUAAAGGGGCGACCACAGGGCCUCACGGCGAGGAGGAAACUGCGGGGCCGCAGUUCCGGGCGACCCCACUUCCGACGCGAUCUCAGGGGCGGAGCUUCCCCAGGUGGCGGGGGCGCGGUGGGGCUCCCCCAGGUGGCAGGGGCGGGGCACACGACCUGGGUGGAGGCGGAGGCGGGGCGGCUGAACCCCGCCUCCCGCGCCUUCUUGCCGGCGGGCUCCCGGCACACCCGAACGCUGCUCCGCUCCCGCCGCGGUUGGGGGCCAUGGACCUCAGGCCUGCCGCGAUCCCCCGCGAGCCCGCCCCGUCUGCAGCUUGACGGAGAGCCAGAUGGUCACCAUGGGCCAGUGCUACUACAAUGAGACCAUCGGCUUUUUCUACAACAACAGUGGCAAAGAGCUCAGCUCUUAUUGGCGGCCCAAGGAUGUGGUGGUGGUGGCACUGGGGUUGACAGUCAGUGUGCUGGUGCUACUGACCAACUUGCUGGUUAUUGCAGCCAUCGCCUCCAAUCGCCGCUUCCACCAGCCCAUCUACUACCUGCUUGGCAACCUGGCUGCAGCAGACCUGUUUGCUGGUGUGGCUUACCUCUUCCUCAUGUUCCACACAGGCCCACGCACAGCCCGGCUCUCACUCAAGGGCUGGUUCCUGCGACAGGGCCUGCUGGACACAAGCCUGACAGCGUCAGUGGCCACACUGCUGGCCAUUGCCGUGGAGCGGCAUCGCAGUGUGAUGGCUGUGCAGCUGCACAGCCGCCUGCCCCGUGGCCGAGUUGUCAUGCUUAUUGUGGGUGUGUGGGUGGCUGCACUGGGCCUGGGGCUAUUGCCUGCCCACUCCUGGCACUGUCUCUGUGCCCUGGACCGCUGUUCACGCAUGGCUCCCCUGCUCAGCCGCUCCUACCUAGCUGUGUGGGCCCUAUCCAGCCUGCUUGUCUUCCUGCUCAUGGUAGCUGUCUACACCCGCAUUUUCUUCUACGUGCGUAGGCGUGUGCAGCGCAUGGCCGAGCAUGUAAGCUGCCACCCCCGCUACCGAGAGACCACACUCAGCCUGGUCAAGACUGUUGUCAUCAUCCUUGGGGCAUUCGUGGUCUGCUGGACACCCGGCCAGGUGGUGCUGCUCCUGGAUGGUCUGGACUGCAAGUCCUGCAAUGUCCUGGCUGUGGAGAAGUAUUUCCUGCUUUUGGCUGAGUCCAAUUCACUAGUCAAUGCGGCAGUGUACUCAUGCCGAGAUGCUGAGAUGCGCCGUACCUUCCGCCGUCUCCUCUGCUGUGUGUGCCUCCGCCGGUCCUCCCACAAGUCUGCCCACUAUACGUCAUCUGCCCGGACAGGUGCCAGUACUCGCAUCAUGCUUCCUGAGAAUGGCCACCCUCUGAUGGACUCUACCCUUUAGCUACCUUGGACAGGCUGUAGCUCUUGACAACUCAUGGAUACACCUGGCUUAUCCCAACCAGCAGGACAGAUGUAAAGACAGACCCAUGGUCUGGCAUAGCACAGCAGCACUCCCCAGGCAUGCAACUCUGCCUGCCCGGGGC
This is a messenger RNA of Sciurus carolinensis (gray squirrel), 1672 nucleotides long. It is a transcript of the gene Lpar2, whose product is annotated as lysophosphatidic acid receptor 2. Lineage: Eukaryota; Metazoa; Chordata; Mammalia; Rodentia; Sciuridae. The record is from RefSeq and is a predicted model, not a curated record. Gene Ontology annotation, molecular function: lysophosphatidic acid receptor activity. Gene Ontology annotation, biological process: G protein-coupled receptor signaling pathway. The transcript has 3 exons. Bases 475 to 1530 code for a protein of 351 amino acids. Gene Ontology annotation, cellular component: membrane.